Astyanax mexicanus (Mexican tetra) is the source of this 1386-nucleotide messenger RNA. RefSeq names its product NAD(P)H dehydrogenase [quinone] 1. Lineage: Eukaryota; Metazoa; Chordata; Actinopteri; Characiformes; Acestrorhamphidae. The coding region runs from base 319 to 1188 and encodes 289 amino acids. Gene Ontology annotation, cellular component: cytosol. The transcript is spliced from 6 exons. The record is from RefSeq and is a predicted model, not a curated record. Gene Ontology annotation, molecular function: NAD(P)H dehydrogenase (quinone) activity.
AGAUUUGUCAGGAUGUUGAGCACCGCUGUUAAGUGCACACGUGAGGCAGCAGCACGUUGUCUUUUUAUUUACUCUCAGGUGGAAACCAGAUAACCAGAUGUGUGCUGUUAGUGUGAGAGGAAAAAUGUGAGAAACUGUAACAGCCAGCCAUUCAGUAGCCUCAGAUUCAUUACAGCAUCAUUACAGGUACAAUCAACCAGUGCUUUUUACAAACAGCAAGGAAGGAAGCUGUUCUAAGAGCAUUUUACUGCAGUUCUUCAGCCUGAAAAGAGUGAUUUAGAAGAGUGGAGAGCUCUUGGACCUCUGGAACACUUGGAAAUGGCACAAAAGACUGUAUUGAUCAUCUAUGCCCAUCACAGCCCGAAAUCGUUUAACGCGGCUGCGAAGGAUGUGGCUGUGCAGACGCUCACUGCACAGGGCUAUAAAGUCAUUGUGUCUGAUCUCUACGCCAUGAACUUCCAUCCAACAGUCUCACCGGCGGACAUCAAAGGUAACCUGAAGAACCCAGAACACUUCCUCUACGCUGAGGAGGCCUACAUCGGCUGGAAGGAGGACAGACUGAGUGAUGAUAUCAAAGCAGAACACCGCAAAGUGGCGCAGGCUGAUCUUAUCAUUUUUCAGUUCCCUCUGUACUGGUACUCAUUUCCUGCUAUAAUGAAAGGCUGGAUAGAGCGAGUGCUAACCCGGGGCUUCGCCUACACUCUGCAGAACACGUAUGAUAAUGGCUUGUGUAAGGAUAAAAAAGCCUUGCUUUCAUUCACAACUGGAGCACCGGAAUGCAAGUACGAACCUGAUGGUAUCAAUGGAGACGUCAAUGUGAUGCUAUGGCCCUUACAGAAUGGAGUUCUGCACUUUUGUGGGUUUCAGGUUCUGGCUCCUCAGAUCUUCUGGGGUCCUGCUCGUGCCUCCCCCUCUGACAGAGCAGCCAUGCUGGAGUCCUGGCAGGCGAGGCUGAAGGGUCUGCUGGAGGAAAAGAAAGUGGCCUUUGCUUCUGGUAAGCUGUUUGACCUGAGCCUCCAAGCAGGGUUUAAACUGAGGCCUGAGGUGAAGGAAGAGUAUCGUUCUAAAUCAUACGGCCUCACCACCGGGCAGCACCUCGGCAAACCCCUCCCCCCAGACAACCAGACCAAGGCUUCUUCUGCAUGUGAUCCCUCAGCAUCAGCGAAACACUCACAAAAGAAAGUCUGAGUCACUGACGACUUCUGAUACUGAAUGUAAUUUUUUAAAGAUAAAUUUGAGCUAAUUACUAAAAACAGUAGUGCUUUUAUGUUGUGAUUACCCAUAUAUAUGUUUGUUUUUUGCAACAAUGUUUUGUUUUGCAUCAUGUAGAUUUGUGUUCAUUACUCACUGAUCUGAUAAUAAAGAAAUAAAUGAUUUGAUGUGAUA